Peromyscus eremicus (cactus mouse) is the source of this 2480-nucleotide messenger RNA. RefSeq names its product G protein-coupled receptor 160 (gene Gpr160). The record is from RefSeq and is a predicted model, not a curated record. The transcript has 5 exons. NCBI's taxonomy places the organism in Eukaryota, Metazoa, Chordata, Mammalia, Rodentia, Cricetidae. Gene Ontology annotation, cellular component: plasma membrane; signaling receptor complex. Bases 1214 to 2224 code for a protein of 336 amino acids.
CCUAAACAGUCACACUAGGGACAAAACAUUCAAAGUGUGAACCUAGGGGACCAUUCUCAUUCAGGCCACCACCACUUAUGUAUUAUACAUACAGUAAUAUUCCCUGUGGCUAUUCCAGACAUCCCAGUGUGGCUUGCCCCUCCUCCUCCUCCUCCCUCCCUCCUGCUGUGUUUUCCUCAUUCCCCUCCCACUUAAUGCCUCCCCUUUCCCAUCUCCCCUUCAAAUCAUCUGUAUCCUGCUAUUCUGGUCUCUAGAGCGCCUUCUCUACCCCAAAGGUUCAUUUUGACUCCCUGGCUUCUGCAGUUAUUCCAGGUUGUAUACUCACAUCUAAAGACUUAGAGUUAGGACCACAAAUGAGAGAGAACAUGUAGCAUUUGUCACUCGGGAUCUGGGUGACCUCGUUCAGUAUAUUAGUUCCACCCAUCUACCUGUAAAUUUCAUGAUCUCAUUUUCUUGACAGCUGAAUAGUAUUCUGUUGUGUAUAUGUAUAAAUUUUCAUUAUCCAUUCAUCAGUCGAAGGACAUUUAGACUUUUCGACCUACUAGCUAUUAUGAAUAGAGUGGCUGCAUUGUCUGUGGACCUGUGGUGAGGGAGUCCAUCAUGGAGGAAGAGCACACUGAAACGGAGCUCAUCACCUCAUGGCUGCCAGACAGCAGAAAGAGACAGGAGGAGACUGAGGACAAGAUAGACCCUUCAGAGUCACAUCUCCGGUGACCGUGUGUCUUGAGUCAGUCCACACCUUUCUCAGUGUCUGUCACCUUCCAGUACCACCAUCAGAUGAUGAAGAAUCCAUCAAUGGGUUAAACUAUUGAUGAAGGCAGAGCCCUCCUAAUGCAGUCAGUUGCAGAGAUAGCCUCCUGGCUGAUAGCUGGACAGAGGUGCUCAUCACUCAGCUCUUCCAGAAAGAAAAGCUAAAGAUGCAUAAUUGUGUUCCGAGAGGUUACUCACAUGUGUUGGUAUAGUAAAACAACACACAAAGGAGCCAACAAUAAUGCAGUUUAAGGAUGUAAAAUGAGAACCACAAGCUCAAGUCAAGAAGAGACUUCCCAUAGAAACCAGAGACAUUGGAUCCCCCUGGAGCUGGAGUUACAGAUCUCUGUGCGCCAUCCAAUGAGGGCUGAGAGCCAACCCGGCUCAUCUACAGGGAAAGAAAAUAAAGCGAAGCUGUUUCUUGUCCUGUGUAUUCAUCAGAUCGUCUUGAAAUUUAACCAAAAUGACAGCUGUUCCUUCCGAGAACUGCUCUUUUCAGCACCCGUUACACCAGUCAAAGCAGCCCCUAGACGUUGAUUGUCUGUUGUUCUUGAUCAUAACUGGGAAAACAUUAUUAAAUAUCCUUAUACUAGGGAUGAAAAGGAAAGCCACCUAUUGGAGUUUUAUCGAGUAUUUCUGCUUUUCACUAGCAUUUGUUGAUCUUCUGCUGUUGGUAAACAUUUCCAUUCUGUCCUACUUCAGGGACUUUGUAGUUCUAGGUAUUAGGUUUACAAAAUACCACAUCUGUCUGCUCAUACAAAUCACCUCCUCCACUUACGGCUUUUUGCAUUAUCCGGUUUGCUUACUAGCUUGUAUAGAUUACUCUUUGACUCUGUCUGGAGCCACCAAGCAUUCAUCUAAGUGGCAGAGGUUAUUUUACCUCUUGAUAGUCACGCUAACCUGGAUUUCAGUCUUUGCUUAUGUUCUAGGAGAGCCAGGCAUCUCACAGCGCUUGCAGACACACAGGGCUGCUCUGUACCAAUGCCCUUCCUAUGUCAGCACUCAGAGUUACUGGCUGUCAUUGUCUGUGCUGAUGCUUUUAUUUGUGGCUUUUCUGAUUUCAUGGCCAGAAGUUGUUGCCUUGGUACAGGCUAUGAGGAUGGCGUCCUAUAUGAACGAGACCGUCCUCUCCUUCCCUUUCACAUCCCACUCUGGUCACACUGUGCGCUCUAGAGAAGCACUCUUGCCCAGGCUUGUUGUGUGCUUUCUUGGUACCUGGUUUCCCUUUGUAGCACUUGAGGUCCUCACCCUCUCACUCAGAGUUCCAAUCCCAGCGUACGUAGACAUGAAUGUCCCCUGGCUGUACUUUGUCAACAGUUUUCUUAUUGCUGCAGUGUGUUGGUUGAACUGCCACAAGCUUUAUUUAAGAGGCAGCACAUUACCUGUGGAUCCUUUUGUCAACUGGAGAUGCUGUUUUGUUCCAAUCCAUAGACUUAAGCAAGUGGAGAGGCCUGUGUCCAUAAUCAUCUGUUAAUGUGCUGCUGUGUUGGGAGGAACUCCAUCCAGAAGCAUCGAGAUCAAUCUUAGGAGCAGGACAGAGGUGGCUCAGGACACGGAACUGAAGCUCUUGUUCCCCUAACUUUCGUCUGUUCAGCACAGCCUCUGUGUGGUGGAUAUCAAACAGUGCUAAGGACACUUUAACACCCCAAAGUUUUUAUGCCUGUUUAGCAACAUUGUGUAAGCAUUUGGUAUUAAUCCAAAAGGAAAAUAAACACAUGAACAUGUGGCCA